Molecule: messenger RNA, 2856 nt
Organism: Odocoileus virginianus texanus
Lineage: Eukaryota; Metazoa; Chordata; Mammalia; Artiodactyla; Cervidae
Gene: SEL1L2
Product: SEL1L2 adaptor subunit of SYVN1 ubiquitin ligase
Biological process (GO): ERAD pathway
Cellular component (GO): endoplasmic reticulum membrane
Molecular function (GO): protein binding
Source: RefSeq, a predicted model, not a curated record
GGUCACAAAGAGUCGGACACAACUGAGCGACUUUCACAACCUAAAUGCUCAUUUUAAUAUCUGGUCCUAGCCUUGAGGAUAUUCAUUUGUGAAAUGCCCAUAUAUUUUAAGAUAGUAAAUGAGGCAUUUUUGAACACCUUUUAUAAAAAUGCUUAAUUAAACACUCUUUUAAAAAUGUAAUUGAUUGAAAUUUGUCUUGGCCCUAGUAAAACAUCAGCAGUUCCUUACUUGAACAGAGAAGGAACAUUUUCACCAAGAUGGGGACAACAUAGUUGUCCAUAUGCUUCUUGUCCUCUGUACCCUUGAGAUGUUAGAUUAAAGGAUGAUGUCGGGUUAGUUCAUGUGCUUAAUUGUGCUUUCCCAUAAUUGCAGCUUGCACCUCUGGAGGUAACAUAAAAAUAAGAACUUCCAGAAACUCUGAAAAGAGUUCAGAGAGCAACUCCUACCUAUUUCAAGCCUACCACUUAUCUCUCACCAGAGAAGUAGCAAACUAGAUAUGGUUCCUUGCCCACAGCCUGCUCUGUCCAUCAGCUGCCAUCAUCCCAGGUUGAAAGGAAAUUCCUGGCAGCUCAUUGGCCCAAGAGUAAGGAAAUUGUUGCUUAGCAACCAAGUCCUGACCCCUACAGGCCUGAAAAGAGGAAGCUUGUGGGCUAGCCACCUAGUUCUGCCUGUGUUACAGUAAGAAGGAGCUACUUAGAAGAAGAUGAAGCCCUUGUUCCUGCUCAUAGAGAUAUUGUUAAUUCUUGGGGUCACAAUUAAAACUAUUGAAGCAGAAAAACAUAGUAAAAAGCAGAAAGGAAGAAAUGUCACCACACAGGUAUCAGUGAACAAAGUCAAACAAGAUUUAUCAAAUAUAUUGGAACAAGGAAAACCAAUUAACAUAAUCAGUAAAAAAGAAAAUCUCUUAGAAAAUAAGAAGAAUCAGCAUAAACUAAGACGAAAAGGAAUUCGAAAUAAAGAUCUCUGGAAAAGAAAUAAAGAUCACUUAAAACCGCAAGCAAAGAACAAUUCCACAGAGGAAGGAGACCAGCUUUUUAAGACGGGCAUCAAGAUCCUCCAGCAGUCUAAAAGCCAGAAACAAAAAGCAGAAGCCUACAUAUUCUUUGCCAAAGCAGCUGACAUGGGAAACUUGAAAGCUAAGGAGAAAAUGGCUGAUGCUUUGCUAUUUGGAAAUUUUGGCAUGCAAAACAUUACAGCAGCUAUCCAAUUAUAUGAGUCCUUGGCUAAGGAAGGAUCAUAUAAAGCCCAAAACGCCUUAGGAUUUUUGUCUUCUUAUGGAAUAGGAAUGGAAUACAAUCAAGCUAAGGCACUGAUAUAUUAUACCUUUGGAAGUGCUGGAGGAAGCAUGAUGUCACAGAUGAUUUUGGGGUACAGAUAUUUAUCAGGAAUCAAUGUUCUACAGAAUUGUGAAGUUGCCCUAAGUCAUUACAAGAAAGUGGCAGAUUAUAUUGCUGAUAAACUGGAAAAAAGUGAAGGUAUUCCAGUGGAAAAAGUGAGACUAACUGAAAGACCUGAAAAUCUAAGUUCCAACAGUGAGAUUUUGGAUUGGGACAUAUACCAGUACUAUAAAUUUUUGGCAGAAAGAGGAGAUGUUCAGAUACAAGUAUCUCUCGGACAGUUGCAUCUAAUUGGGAGGAAAGGUCUGGAUCAAGAUUACUAUAAAGCAUUAUACUACUUCUUAAAGGCAGCAAAAGCUGGGAGCGCAAACGCUAUGGCAUUUAUAGGAAAGAUGUAUUUAGAAGGAAAUGCUGCAGCACCACAAAAUAAUGCUACUGCUUUCAAAUACUUUUCUAUGGCCGCUAGUAAGGGCAAUGCAAUUGGUCUUCAUGGGCUUGGUCUUCUUCACUUUUAUGGGAAAGGAGUUCCUGUGAAUUACGCAGAAGCGCUUAAAUACUUUCAGAAAGCUGCAGAGAAGGGAUGGCCCAAUGCACAGUUUCAGUUAGGCUUCAUGUACUACUCUGGCUCUGGAGUAUGGAAGGAUUAUAAACUUGCCUUCAAAUAUUUUUACUUGGCAUCUCAGAGUGGGCAGCCCCUAGCCAUUUAUUACCUGGCUGAGAUGUAUGCCACAGGAACAGGAGUGUUGCGAUCAUGCAGAACCGCUGUGGAGCUUUAUAAAGGUGUCUGUGAACUAGGCCACUGGGCUGAGAGCUUCCUGACAGCAUACUUUGCUUAUAAGAAUGGUGAUAUAGAUUCUUCUCUGGUUCAGUACGCACUGCUUGCAGAAAUGGGGUAUGAAGUAGCUCAAAGCAAUUCAGCAUUCAUUUUGGAAACUAAAAAGGCUAAAAUUCUUGAAAAAGAGAAGAUGUAUCCAAUGGCACUUCUCCUAUGGAAUCGAGCUGCCAUUCAAGGCAAUGCAUUUGCUAGAGUGAAAACUGGAGAUUACCAUUACUAUGGCUUCGGGACCAAGAAAGACUAUCACACAGCAGCCACACACUACAGCAUCGCAGCCGACAAGUACCACAGUGCACAAGCCAUGUUCAACCUGGGCUACAUGUACGAACACGGUUUGGGUAUCACAAAGGACAUUCACUUGGCCAGGAGAUUAUACGACAUGGCUGCUCAAACAAGUCCAGACGCUCACAUACCAGUGUUCUUGGCCCUCAUGAAAUUGCAAACUGUGCAUUUGCUCCAAGAUAUCCUGUUUUUUAAUUUUACAAAGAGAUGGAAAUGGAUGACAUUGGAUAACACUGUUGGACCAUACUGGGAUUUAUUUGUGAUUGGCCUAAUUGUUGCUGUGCUGAUCUUCUUGCUUAAAAAUCGCUAUGGGUAGGAUCUGGACCAUAGAAAAACCUGCUCACGGGAACCAGUCCACUUCAAGUUAUCUUCACUAAAUAAAGAACUUCCCCAUCAGACUCA